Molecule: messenger RNA, 3130 nt
Organism: Chelmon rostratus (copperband butterflyfish)
Lineage: Eukaryota; Metazoa; Chordata; Actinopteri; Chaetodontiformes; Chaetodontidae
Gene: azin1b
Product: antizyme inhibitor 1b
Exons: 11
Coding region: 414-1709 (431 amino acids)
Biological process (GO): negative regulation of protein catabolic process; positive regulation of polyamine transmembrane transport
Cellular component (GO): cytoplasm
Molecular function (GO): ornithine decarboxylase activity; ornithine decarboxylase activator activity
Source: RefSeq, a predicted model, not a curated record
UCCACCCAGCAGCGGAUAGAGAAGACGCAGUCAGACCGACGCUCGUCCCCUCAUCUAAGCAUAUGGCAAAAACAGCCCUCUUUCUUUCUUAUAUCGUUGUGCCCACUACUCUUUAAAAAUUCCGCCGAAAAAGAGAAGACGAUUUUCCAAAACAUUCUGGCCGUUAUCUCACGGCUCCCCUGUCUCUGCACAGGUGUAUGAGCGCUACCCAGAGGGCCUAGGGGCGGCUCUUUACCGGGAGCACUUUGACUUCAACGCUGAGCCACCUUGGGAUCCUAGCUGAUAGCGGGACAGGUCCAUCUCCUGACUUGUCCAUUUUGUUGCAUACCGGCAGGACCCCAUUGGCUCAGUGGUGACCCCUUGACUUGCUUAUCUGUUCUUUAUGAUUGUCGGCUUAGCGGAAUACGGUUGAGAUGAAAGGACUCGCUGACAAACCCAGCUACGUUAUUGAACUCCUGGAGGGAGGAGUAACCCUUGAAGAUGUCAUCAACGGACACAUCUGCGAGCAGGCUCUGGUGGAGAAGAAUGCAUUUGUGGUGGGGGACCUUGGUGCCCUGAUGCGGCAGCAUGUGUGCUGGCAGAACGUAGUACCACAGCUGCAGCCCUACUACCCAGUCAAGUGCAACAGCAGCCCGGCAGUCAUCGAAGUACUUGCCUCCUUGGGACUGGGCUUCGUUUGUGCUAACAAGGCUGAAGUAAGCCUGGUGCUGGAGCACGGCGUGCUACCAGAAAACAUCAUUCUGUCGGGCGUUUGCAAGCAGCUGGCACACAUCAAGCACGCUGCCAAGAACAACAUCCAGCAUCUUGUGUGCGAAAGCGAGGCAGAGUUGUCCAAAAUUUCCCGCCUGCACCCUAAUGCAAAGUUGCUGCUGCAGCUGACCACCCAGGCCCAUGCAGCUGAGACCAGCAUGUCGUUCGGCUUCUCUUUGAAGAGCUGCCGGCACCUGCUGGAAGCAGCCAAGGAGCUGGGAGUCCAGGUGGUGGGGGUGACGUUCCACAUCCCCAGCUCCUGCCAAGAUCUGCAAGAAGCCUACACUCAUGCAUUAUCAGAUGCCCGCUGUGUGUUUGACAUGGGGGUGGAUCUGGGCUUUAACAUGAACAUCCUGGACAUUGGUGGUGGAUUCACUGGCUCAGAGUUUCAGCUUAAACAGGUUGAGUCUGCAGUCAGGCCACUGCUGGAUGCUUACUUCAGCCCACUGUCCGGGGUGCAAGUGUUUGCCCAGCCAGGCAACUUCUACGUGGCCUCAGCUUUCAGCCUGGCUGUCAACGUGAUCGGCAAAAAGGUGGUGACGGACCACUGGGACAGCCUAGCUCAAGAUGAGAACAAUGAAGAUACUGAGUUCCUGUACUACAUGAAUGAGGGUGUUUAUGGGCCUUUCAGCCGCAAGCUGCUGGGAAACUCCAUUGCUGCCCCAUCAGUUCAUAAGCAUGUGCUGUGUGCUGAGGAGGCAGUGUAUCCUAGCAGCCUGUGGGGCCCAUCACUGGACCAGCUGGACCAUGUGGUGGAGCGCUGCCUGCUCCCUGAGCUCAGUGUAGGAGACUGGCUUCUCUUCUCCAACAUGGGAGGGUGCAGCCUGGAAGAGUUCAACUCGUCCCGGCUGCCCAUCUACUACACUGUCUCCACCUCUGACUGGUACGAAAUGCAGGAGGCCGGUGUGGCACUGGACAGUGCCGUGAAGAAUUUCUCCAUGGUCCAGUACAGUGCGUAACUACCCUCUGCCCCUGUCCCUUAUUAUAUUGCACAGAUCCUCCUUAGCCUCUGCUCUCACAAUGUGAGAGUAGCGGUCAGUGAGGUAUUCGGGACAAGGGGCUAAAUGUGGUCAACAUUCCAGCCACCUUGGAAAAUGCAGUGUCCUAUUAUUUCUUCCAGGAAUUUGACUUUUUUUUUUUACGUCUCAACAUUGAAAAAUUGGUUUGUUCGAUACCUCAGUAGUCUGAAAUUUAAUCUUGAAGGUCUUCAGUUUUGCUCCUCCCUCUGAUGGACUCUAUGAAUCUGUCAGCUAAAAGAACUGCAGCCCAGGCUCAAAUGACAUUAUGCAACAAAAUGGACGACUCUUUGGAGAUGGGACCCCCCAGACACGUUUGGGGCGGUUUGUUUCCUAAAUCAAAUCCAGUUUACAAAAUGUACAAUUGAUUUAAAACAUCUUCUCUAUUAAUUACCUGUUGACAGUCUUGUAAAUGCUUUGUCUGUUCAACACCAAUACAUUCUGUCUGUAGAUGAUUUUUGAAGUGUUUCAAAGGAUCUUUGCCUCAUGUGGAUUCUGUACUUAAGACCCCUCACUUUGCAUAGUUUAAAUUAAAUUACAACAAUGAUGUAACCUCUUUCUUUAUUGCAGCUCACCUCAAUGCAUUUUUAUUUAUUGGAUUCAGAUAUUACUGGGGCAUAUUUUAAGCUCCAUCUUUAAGUGUGUUUUGCCCAGGUAUUAUGCUGUGGCCCAUCUAACAGUGUUUUCCUGAUAAGAUAUUGAUGUGUUUUUUAACACUACAUGGAUUAAGUGUGCUGUGAUUGCCAUUUGUGACCUCGGUGGUUUCCCUUUACUCGAAAGGCAUGAUACACCUUAACGCACUCCUUGCCUCUAAUAGAAAGAGGUUCAUCUGGUUUUAAUGUGCACAAAUCUUUUGUAGGUUAAAGAAAUACUGUGACAUUUAACAAUGCAGCCCUGAUUUUUCAGAUCUUCAAAUUGUAUUGUCAAGGGAUUGGUCCUUGUUGUCCUAGAUCUGAAAAACCAGCAAAGGAACUAUUUCUAAAUAGUCUCAAACAUAAAUUAUCUGUAAGUGGCAGAUGUGGACUUAGCAUGUCUUUCAAGUGAAAGACAUGCUAGUUGUACACAGCCCUCUCUGAGGCAGUGCAAAUGACAUGCCAGACUUUUCCUCAUGCCUCUCUAUAGUUAUGAGGUAAAUAAUGCACAGUCUUAUGUAAAGUUCAAUGUCUCAUGUCAAACAACAUUAAAGAUGACCUGACUUAACUGCAGUUUUUAAAGAAUCCUGCCCUCGUGUGUUACAAAUGACUAAUGUGUUAAUUACUUGCUUGUCUAAGGCACUAAUGGACCAUAGCCUGUUUUUGACUGUAAAUUGUGCUUGUUAAAGUAAUGAAAGUGAUUAAUUUAAUACAUUUCUGACUGAAAUCAUC